Dreissena polymorpha is the source of this 2251-nucleotide messenger RNA. RefSeq names its product mucin-like protein. The coding region runs from base 421 to 2112 and encodes 563 amino acids. The record is from RefSeq and is a predicted model, not a curated record. Gene Ontology annotation, molecular function: calcium ion binding. The transcript is spliced from 14 exons. Lineage: Eukaryota; Metazoa; Mollusca; Bivalvia; Myida; Dreissenidae.
CUUAAACUCCAGGUAGAAAUCACAUCUAAAGCGCGUCAGUUACAAUCAUAUCGUGUACGUUAAUAUUGUAUUUAACACAUUUGAUAUUUAAAGAUCACGUACCGGACAAAAGAUCAUCUGCGCUAACCAGAUAUGGCAAUGUGAGUUUUAAAAUGUUUUGCUUUAGCAGCAACACUUUUAGCAACAUGGAAGGACGACUUUGUUGAUGCCGCAUUUUCCUGGGGUAACCCGGUUAUAGAGACAGUCGGCAGCCCGUCAUAUACAUAUUCCUUCAAUGGCCACGGCGAAUACGUGUUCUUGAAAUCAGAGAAAGGCUUAGAGAUACAAGCACGUCUGGAUUACUUGAUACACGGAAUCAAGGGUUCCACAAUAUUCACGGCGUUCACGUUUACAAAUUAUAAAACUAACGAAACAGUUCAAAUGGAGUUACACAGACCCUCAAAGCAUAUGGCAUUGUUUUUGAAUAAUGGAACUCUCUUGAAGACAUCCGACAACUACACGAUUGGACCUCCAUUACUGACCCAUGGAUUUCUUGUAAUGGGUUUGCGACCGCCUUCAAUUGGAUUUCGCGUUUUGCCUCACCUGGCAUUGAACAACAUAGCAAUGGACGUGACGACCGAUGGAGAGUUCAUGAAUAUCAGAGUUACGUCUACACCCGCUCUCACUAAUAUGACAGGUUUAGCAGGAAACGUUGACGAGGGUAGUUUUGUUUCACAAAAUGGAAUAAAGUUUCCAAUAAACGCCAGUGAAAUGGAAAUGUUCGAUUUCGGCGAAUCAUGGUCUCUUAGAAAUCAGCCUCAGUAUUCGAAGUUUAAUUACAACUUGAGCGAGGGAAACUUCAGUACCUUCAACGUAUUUUCGAAACCACGUUUUCUUGAACAUCUCCUCUCCAAUUUAACAACAUUGCUUGAGAUAUGUCCUAGCAAAAAUGUGACAGCUAUUACGGCAGACGUUUGCAAAAACAAAUGGGACAGUAAAUUGGACAAAGAUUGUCUGUUGACGAUGGCAAGAACAUGUAACGCAUCGCUUGCAGAGGCAGUACACAACGAAGUGGAACGGAAGCACGAAUAUUUCAUGAGAAAAAAUAACAGACCUCCUGUCUUUCUUACUUCCAUGAUGAAUUCAACAACGAUAUAUAAGGGAAACACUUCAUUUGUUUUGAACCUUACACACUCAAUUUUGGACGAAGACAUCCAUGAAUUACGUUUUGAAGUUGGACCGUUGAUUUCGGACGAAAUGGACAUAGUCGAUGGUGUGUUUAAUUGGACGGUUGGCACGACUCUCCGGAACAUGAGCGGUAGAACACUGCGAUUUAUCGUGUUCGACAAAUACAACAUGUCUGACGAGCAUACCGUUUUGUUCCGGUACUGCGGUUGUGAGGAAUCAGAUCAGUGUAGUUUUAGGGAUGAAAAUGAUGAAACAGCCGAAUGCGUUUGCCAAAAUCGAUACUCAACUGGUACAUUCUGUGAAAUCAAGACCAAUCCCUGUGACGUAUACAGGUGUUACGACCAGUACUCAUGCAACAACUCGGAAUACCGUGAAUCCCCGUGUACGAAUUGUCCUCCAGGCUUUUAUGAAGAAGAUGUUGGACAGACCCAGCAUUGCAUAGAUAUAAAUGAAUGCAAUAAUACGCGUGUCCAUCACUGUGAUCACGUGUGCCACAAUACCGUGGGGUCAUACAUCUGCCUUUGCCACGUGGUAUACGCAUUAAACGAGGACAACAGGACUUGUACAGAUAUUGACGAAUGUGAUGUAGGCAAAGGUCCGUGCAUGAAACCGCACGAGGUUUGCAUGAAUCUUCCUGGGAACUAUACUUGCAUGUGCACUUCAGGAUAUGGCAGAGAAACACCUGACGCCGAAUGCAAGCCGAAGGCCGAUUCAGUCUCCUUUGGCAAGCUGAGCUACAGCAUUGAAACCAGCAUUCAUAUCAACAUAUCCCGCAUUGAAAAGGACAUAAGUUUACAGAAUUCUGUUAUUGACACUGGUAAGCUAUCGGAUGGACACCCACUGAUGGAACUUUUGAGGCAGCUGGGUUGUUCUGUUGGAAAGACACAAAUUAGUCGAUCAGAUACUAUUGACGACGAUGAGCAAGGCAAAAUACCAGAUGCCUGACAGUUUGCAAAUUGUGAACGAGUUGCAGGAUGCAUACAUGCAUGCAUAGUUUGUUAUUAUACAAUUAUUAAAAUCAGUUAGUGAGUAGUUUAAAGACAAAAGUUUGUGAAUAAUCUAUAAUAAAUAAUGUCUAAGCAUG